AUGCAGCAGGAUCGGACACAUUUGGAUGAGCUUCUAGAGGCAGUGAAGAAGGAGUUCGACAAUCUCUCGAGGCAGACAACUCUGUACAAGGACCACCAUCAGGAAUAUGAGAUGAAGAUUAAUCAGCAGCACCAGGAGCUGGCCAGCAUAAGGAACACCGUGUAUGAGUUGGAGCAGGCACACCGGACGAUGAAAGAUGCCUAUGAGAAGGAGAUUAUGCGGUUAAAGCAGGAUCUUGAGAGCCGGGACCGUCUUUUGGAGCAGAAGCAGCAGCAGCAGAAGCAGCAGAGCCAGCAGCAGCAAACUCAGCAGCAGCAGAACGUGCAGAAUGUACAAAAUGCACAAAAACAACAAAAACAGCAAAAACAGCAAAACCAGCCCCAGCAGGCCGGAUUCGGCGCACCGGGGGCCUCGCCGGUGCUCGCGCGGCCUCCAAAUCUCACCGGGGGCCCCACGGCCACUUCGCCCCGCGGUUAUGCGCCACAUAUUUUGGGGGUGCCCGGUGGCGUGACAAAAACCACGAGCCCGGUGACACCGGCGGCGGCCGCGGUUGCCCCGGUGGCCGGAAGUGUUCCGGCGGGAUCACAAGCGGUUCCGGUGGCCCGGCCGAAAGCGGCCCCGGCAGCAGCCACGCAGCAUAACGAGGCAGGCGACCGCCCCGGCGAGCAGGAAAAGCCCCGGGAGGUGGCUGCAGUGUCGCAGGAGGUGCAGUUGCACCGGGCAGAGCACAACAAGCCGAUUCCGCAGUUUUUGGAGGAUUUCGACUCGUACAACACUCUCCCCUACAAGAAGAAGCACGCGGAAUAUUACGAGGUGUACAACCCAAGCGUGCCGAAGCGGGCGGAGAUCUCGCUCGUGCAUUCCUUUGCACACACGUCGGUUGUUUGCUGCGUGCGGUUUUCCAAGGAUGGAAAAUUUCUGGCCACUGGAUGCAACAAACUCACCCAGGUGUUUAGUGUGGAGACAGGUGACUUGGUUGCCCGAUUGAGCGACGAGACGAACGGUGACGGUGGAAAUUCGAGUGCGAACGAGGGUGCAGGCGGUGCAAACGCAGGAAAUAAUGGAAACGCAAACGGAAACGCAAACGCAAACGCAAACGCAAACGAGGGCGGGAACUCGGCGAACUCGGCGAACGGAGGUGACUUGUACAUCCGGAGUGUUGCAUUUUCGCCCGAUGGCAAGUACUUGGCAACAGGUGCCGAGGAUAAGAUCAUCCGGAUCUGGGAUUUGGCAACCCGCACAGUGGUGAAGUAUUUGCGGGGCCACGAGCAGGAUAUCUACUCGUUGGACUUCUUCCCGGACGGCACGAAACUCGUUUCGGGCUCUGGAGACCGCACGGUGCGGAUUUGGGACGUUUUCACGGGCCAGUGCUCGCUCACACUCUCAAUUGAGGACGGUGUGACCACCGUGGCCGUUUCUCCGGAUGGGAAACUCAUUGCCGCGGGCUCCUUGGACCGCACGGUGCGUGUUUGGGACGCAAAUCAAGGAUUUUUGGUGGAGAGAUUGGAUUCCGCCAGCGGGGCCGGAAACGGCCACAUGGACUCCGUUUACUCGGUUACUUUCACGCACGACGGCCACCAGAUCCUCUCGGGCUCACUUGACCGCACCGUCAAGUUGUGGUCCUUGAAAGAUCUCCAGAGACAGCAGGGGGCCUCUUCCAAAUCCAACUGCGAGGUCACCUACGUUGGCCACAAGGACUUUGUGCUCUCUGUGUGCUGCACGCCGGACGAUCAGUUUGUUCUCUCGGGUUCCAAGGACCGCGGCGUCAUUCUCUGGGACAAGGUUACUGGGGAGCCCUACAUUAUGCUCCAGGGCCACCGGAAUUCCGUCAUAAGUGUUGCCGUCUCCCCAGUCAUGUCCACUUCCCGUGGAAUGCACGGUGGCUUCUUUGCCACUGGAUCUGGUGACUGCAAGGCCCGGAUCUGGCGCUGGGAGCGCGUCGCCUUGUGA
Messenger RNA from Brettanomyces bruxellensis, 1950 nucleotides. RefSeq lists its product as uncharacterized. The record is from RefSeq and is a predicted model, not a curated record. The coding region runs from base 1 to 1950 and encodes 649 amino acids. Lineage: Eukaryota; Fungi; Ascomycota; Pichiomycetes; Pichiales; Pichiaceae. Gene Ontology annotation, molecular function: protein binding. The transcript has a single exon.